AUGGAAACCUGGUUUCCAGUCCACCGGCGCUGUCUACUGGUUCACUGGACGCUCGUCUGUCUGCUGGUGUGGCUCGCUCCCUAUCUGGUCGCUGCUCAGAGGUCAGACCAUGACACCGCCCUUCUGGACCCGCUGCCCGCGCCCGUGUCGGCUCGGAUGGUUCGAGCUCGACCGGUGCAGGGCGGUAACAGCCUGCAGAGCACCGCCGAACCCGGAGGUGCAGGGGUGGGGGAGCGAGCCGUGGAGAACCCACUGGAGGACCCCCUGCAGCAGCUGAACCUGGAGGAAGGCUCCGGUGGCGGCGAGCAGGACACCGAGGAGGUGGUGAGUCAACAAUUUGAAGGACCUCGACGAGAACCAGGAGUGUUGGAGUGCGAUUUCGGUUCGGGCGACCGGGGCGUGUCGCUGUGUGAUUACUCCAACUCCAACAUCACCGUGCUCCGGUGGCAGGCCUCCACGGGAAGGUCGAGCAACUGGCUGGGCGGACCUCCAACAGACGCCACCGGCUCGCAGGACGGUGGUUACGUGUUUUUCGAGACGUCUGAGCUUCCGGACGAUGACGUGUUGCGAGUGAACAGCGAAUCGGCUAUGCUGGAGAGUGGCCUGCAGCCGCGAACCCCGCCCGCCGGCCAGUGUGUCCAGUGA
Messenger RNA from Amphibalanus amphitrite, 645 nucleotides. RefSeq lists its product as uncharacterized. The coding region runs from base 1 to 645 and encodes 214 amino acids. NCBI's taxonomy places the organism in Eukaryota, Metazoa, Arthropoda, Thecostraca, Balanomorpha, Balanidae. Gene Ontology annotation, cellular component: membrane. The record is from RefSeq and is a predicted model, not a curated record. The transcript is spliced from 5 exons.